AAUGAUACACGCAUGCCCUCUCUGACAUUUUACAAUUCCCAGUAUUUAUACAUACUGAGCCAACGUCCUGACUUAUCCCAGCCAUCGUGAACUUCUUUCUUUUCCCUACGCUCUUUCAAACCACAUACGUACCCUUCAACAUGGCCGAUCCAUACCAACAAUAUACACCCCCACCCCCACACCCACACUCGCACUCACAGUACAUGCAGCAAUCGGGUCCGCCUCCUCCUCCUCCCGCCGAAAGCGACGCUGCGUUCUACGCACCGCCCGAUAGCCUCUACCAACAUCCUCCGUAUGACUACGAGACGCAGUAUCCCUACGCCCAACACAUCCCGCCAGAUCAGUAUGGAUCGCACUACGAUGUGAGCCAGACGCCAAGAUAUCAGCCUCCGGUGCCGCCACCGGCGCAGAGCCAGAGCGAUCACUUUUUGAGUCCUGCGUCGGCGGCGGAGUAUCAUCCGCAGGAGUACUAUGAUUCGGGGCGACUGAGUCCAAAUUAUGAGGCUGUGGCUGUGGGGAAGAUGGGGAGUAAUGCGGAUUAUUACACCCAGCACCCAGCUGAGAAUAUUAGCGGGAACAGUCCCCACCCAUCCCAGCAACCUGAUCUCCCAGAAGCUCCCGGAGGCGAAAAGGACGGCGGCGCAGAUGGCAGCGGCGACGAGCGCAGCGUAGGCGGGGCCCUGGUAGGCGGCGCUACGGGGUACUAUCUGGGACAUAAAAAGGGCCACGGGCUGUUGGGGGCUGUGGGUGGUGCGUUGCUGGGGAAUUUCAUUGGAGAUCGCUUGGAGGGGGAUGAUGGGAAGGGGGAGCAUCAUGGUGGUCGGCAUGGGCAUGGGCAUGGACAUCGGCAUGGGAGACGUCGUCAUCGUCAUCGUCAUCACCAUGGCCAUCAUGGUCAUGGUCAUGGUCAUGGUCAUGGUCACAGCCAUAGCCAUAGCCACAGUCAUAGUCAUCAUCGGAGCCGGUCGAAGCAUGAUACUAGUAGUACUAGCUAUAGUGGGAGUUCUUGAUGGGUGGGUUGGUUGGGGGUUGGGAAUUUGUGCGGUGGAUUGUUGAGGUUGUUGUUUUGUUAUGGAUUUGUGCUUUGUUGGCUUGCUUUGUGAUUUGCUGGUUUUUAGAAUGGGGCGUUUAAAGAAGAUGCCGUUGUCAAGAUUGAUGAUUCUGAUGAUGUGAUGAUUGAUGAUUGGGAGUAAUU
Aspergillus candidus is the source of this 1195-nucleotide messenger RNA. RefSeq lists its product as uncharacterized. Gene Ontology annotation, cellular component: outer membrane. Bases 141 to 1010 code for a protein of 289 amino acids. The record is from RefSeq and is a predicted model, not a curated record. The transcript is spliced from 2 exons. NCBI's taxonomy places the organism in Eukaryota, Fungi, Ascomycota, Eurotiomycetes, Eurotiales, Aspergillaceae.